Molecule: messenger RNA, 2043 nt
Organism: Austrofundulus limnaeus
Lineage: Eukaryota; Metazoa; Chordata; Actinopteri; Cyprinodontiformes; Rivulidae
Gene: olfm3a
Product: olfactomedin 3a
Exons: 6
Coding region: 182-1555 (457 amino acids)
Biological process (GO): signal transduction
Source: RefSeq, a predicted model, not a curated record
CCUCUUCCUCCCUCAGCCGGAGCUCCGGGGAGCGGUGGGUGUGAUGAUGCGGCUCCGCCGUCAGAGCGCUCUCCCCGCGGUUCUGUGAGGCAGGAAGGACCGGUCCGGAACCGAACCCCCGCACCCCUCCUCUCCUUCUCCUCCUCCUCCUCCUCCUCUUCCUCAGCGGGUCUCUGUCAGCAUGCGGGUCCCUGUGAGCGUCCUGUACCCGGUCCUGUCCCUCACCAUCUUCGGAUCCUGCCCGUCCAUGACGAUCGGGCCUAAGGAGGGCUGGCAGGUGUACAGCUCGGCCCAGGAUGCUGACGGGCGCUGCAUCUGCACCGUGGUGGCGCCGGAGCAGAGCCUGUGCUCCAGAGACGCAAAAAGCCGACAGCUCCAACAACUGCUGGAAAAGGUGCAGAACAUGUCUCAGUCCAUCGAGGUGCUGAACCUGCGCACUCAGAGGGACUUUCAAUACGUCAUGAAGAUGGAGAACCAGAUGAAAGGCCUGAGGACCAAAUUCAGGCAAAUUGAAGARGACAGAAAAUCCAUCAUGGCCAAAAACUUUCAGGAGCUUAAGGACAAGAUGGACGAGUUAAAGCCGUUGAUCCCCGUGCUGGAGCAGUACAAGAUGGACGCUGCGCUCAUCUCCCAGUUCAAGGAGGAGAUCAGGAACCUGUCUGUGGUGCUGACGGGCAUCCAGGAGGAGCUGGGGGUCUAUGACUACGACGAGCUGUACCAGAGGGUCCUGAGGCUGGACAACAGGCUCCGCAGCUGCAUGGGGAAACUGACGUGUGGGAAAUUAAUGAAAAUCACUGGACCUGUUACAAUAAAGACAUCUGGAACGCGUUUUGGGGCUUGGAUGACUGAUCCGCUGGCGUCGAGCAGAAACAACCGGGUUUGGUACAUGGACAGCUACACCAACAGUAAGAUCGUACGKGAGUACAAGACGAUGGAGGACUUCGUAGCCGGAGUGGUUUCUCGGACCUACAGCCUCCCCUUUAAGUGGGAGGGAACCAAUCAUAUCGUCUACAACGGGUCUCUUUACUACAACAAGUACCAGAGCAACAUAAUCGUCAAGUACAGCUUCGAGUCGGGCACGGUGCUGGCCCAGCGCGCGCUGGAGUUCGCCGGCUUCCACAACAUGUACCCGUACACGUGGGGCGGGUACUCCGACAUCGACGUCAUGGCCGACGAGCUGGGCAUGUGGGUCGUCUACGCGACCAACCAGAACGCKGGCAACGUGGUCAUCUCCCAGAUAGACCCUGACACCCUGCAGGUCCUGAAGACCUGGAACACGGAGUACUCCAAAAGAAACGCGGGCGAGUCGUUCAUGAUCUGCGGGACGCUCUACAUCACCAACUCCCACCUGUCGGGGGCCAAGGUUUACUACGCUUACGCCACCAAGACCUCCACGUARGAGUACAUAGACAUCCCCUUCCACAACCAGUACUUUCACGUCUCCAUGCUCGACUACAACGCCAGGGAACGAGCGCUGUACGCUUGGAAUAACGGACACCAGGUGAUCUUCAACGUCACUCUGUUUCAUGUCAUAAAAACUGAGGAUGACUCGUAAAUGCUCCGGGACCAUCUGUGGUAUCUUUACUUGAAUCUUCCUGACUCAUGGCUCUCUGUGUUUUGCUGAACUGAGCAUGGAUGCCAGGGACUUUAUCCAAAUCUUUUUUUACAGUUUUCCAUUGCUGCUGAUCAGACUGAUGCCUUAUUUGCAAAAUGUUGGUUUUCCCAACCAAAGACCCACCAAGAAGCUUCUUGCAUGAAUCCCAUCAUGUUGCUGUCAUUUGCUGCUGUUUUUGUUGCAGAUUUGCUCUCAACUGUGUUUUGCUUUACCUAUUUAUUAAAGUAUAUUUAAAAAUGUAUUUAAAGUUUGAAAACAACUUGCUACAAUGUGAAAUUUUGUUAAAGAUGGCCGUGUAAAUUCUUGAUGUUCUGAUGUCACUGUGGAAGGAAAACAUUUGUAUUUUUAUAAACAAACCUGUGGAAAAGUGCCCGUGCAUUCUCCUUUCUGGUGCACCUUGUUCGCCACAUUAAACUGGUUUUAAAUGA